AUGGCCACAGCAGCGCGAAUCGCAGCGCGCUCCAGCCUGCAUAGGCUGGCAGUUCGUCCUGCGAGCCUCCGCACCUUCUACUCCAACGCGAGCGCUGAAAGUGCCAUCAGCGAGUCCGCCGACGAUCUUGCCGCGUCCCAAAAAUCCAUUUUUGCUCCGCUGGACACUUUUCCUCGUCGGCAUAUUGGGCCUAAUUUAUCCUCUUCUCAAGAGAUGCUCAAGGCGCUGGAUCCGCCCGUGUCGUCUCUCGAUGACUUUGUCAAGGAAGUGCUCCCUGCCAACAUUUUGUCGGCGAAAGAUAUCAAAAUUAAGGGCCCCACCUCCGGAGAAGAGGACGGCUUCACCGAGAGCCAGUUGCUCAGCCGCUUGGUAGAGAUUGCCAAAGACAACACGGUGUUGCGAAGUUACAUUGGCUCUGGCUACGCAGGAACCAGGCUGCCAGAGGUCAUUAAGCGCAAUGUGCUCGAGAAUCCUGCAUGGUAUACAAGCUAUACCCCUUAUCAGCCUGAAAUCAGUCAAGGUCGCUUGGAGUCAUUGCUGAACUUCCAGACCGUUGUCUCGGAUCUCACUGCGCUCUCUAUUGCCAACGCCUCCGUUCUGGAUGAGCCCACUGCCGCCGCCGAGGCUAUGACCCUUUCUUUGAAUGCCCUGCCCAUGGCUAGGCAAAAGCGACCGAACAAGGUCUUCUUGGUCUCACAUCUCUGCCAUCCACAGACAAUUGCCGUUUUGCAGUCGCGGGCCGACGGUUUCGGCAUCAAGAUUGAAACUGGCGACGUUCUUGCCGAGAAUUGCAAGCGCGUCAAGGAAGUCGGCCAGGACCUUGUCGGCGUCCUUGCACAAUAUCCGGAUACUGAGGGUGGUGUGGAGAACUUCAAGGACCUCGCGGACAACGUUCACCAGGCCGGUGCGACAUUCAGUGUUGCAACAGACCUUUUGGCGCUCACUGUCCUCACUCCCCCCGGCGAAUUCGGUGCUGAUAUUGCUUUUGGCAAUGCCCAGCGUUUCGGUGUCCCGUUCGGCUACGGCGGUCCUCAUGCUGCCUUCUUUGCCUGCAACGACAAGGCGAAGAGAAAGAUCCCUGGCCGUCUUAUCGGUGUUUCCAAGGAUCGAAGAGGCGACCGUGCCUUUCGUUUAGCUUUACAGACCCGUGAACAGCAUAUUCGUCGUGAGAAGGCUACGUCCAACAUAUGUACCGCUCAGGCUUUGCUCGCAAACAUGAGCGCCUUUUAUGCGGUUUAUCACGGGCCCCAGGGUCUCAAGGCCAUUGCGCACAGAGUUAUCGCUGGCGCCCGUGUGCUGGAAGAAGGUGUUCGACGUCUGGGCUACGAGACGGGUCAACGCGGAAAGGAUCAAGAAGGUCGCGUGUUAUUCGACACUGUCGUCGUCAACGUGGGCGAGAACAAAGCUCGGAGCUUUGCAGACUGGGCCGUCGAGAACAAGGGCAUCAACUUGCGAAUCAUUGACGAGGGCCGCAUUGGCGUCACAGUCGAUGAAACUGUUGAGAAGGUCGAUCUUGAAGACAUCCUCUCCGUCUUCAAACAAUUCUCAGCACAGCCAGUGGAGCUGAACGUCGAGGAGCUGGCGGCAGACCUGAAGAUCACCGCGGCUCAGCCCUCCCCAGCUGUGCCAGAGACCAUCAAGCGCACAUCUUCCUAUCUGACCCACCCCGUCUUCAACACCUACCACUCCGAAACUGCUCUUCUUCGUUAUAUUUACCACCUCCAGUCCAAGGACCUCUCCCUGGUUCACUCCAUGAUCCCGUUGGGUUCUUGCACCAUGAAGCUCAAUGCCACCACCGAAAUGGCUCCUGUUACCUGGCCCGAGUUCUCCUCGCUUCACCCCUUUGUCCCCAAGGACCAGGCUAAGGGCUACGCUACGAUGAUUGAUGAGCUUGAGAAGGAUCUUGCUGAAAUUACCGGUUUCGACGCCGUUUCGUUGCAACCCAACUCAGGAGCGCAGGGCGAGUUUGCCGGACUUCGAGUGAUUCGAAAGUAUCUGGAGUCGAACCCUGACACCAAGAAGAGAGACAUUUGUCUCAUUCCUGUAUCGGCUCACGGCACCAACCCUGCCAGCGCCGCGAUGGCGGGUAUGCGAGUUGUCACCAUCAAGUGCAAUAAUCAGAAUGGCAACCUGGAUAUGGCCGAUCUCAAGGCGAAAUGCGAAAAGUACAGCGAGGAGCUCGGAGCUAUCAUGAUCACGUAUCCCAGCACGUUUGGUGUCUUUGAGCCCGACGUCAAGGAGGCCAUCGACCUUGUACACCAGCACGGCGGUCAGGUUUACAUGGAUGGCGCCAACAUGAACGCUCAGAUUGGUCUGUGCUCCCCUGGCGAGAUUGGCGCUGAUGUGUGCCAUCUGAACCUCCACAAGACUUUCUGCAUUCCCCAUGGCGGUGGCGGACCAGGCGUUGGACCUAUCGGUGUGCGCUCACACCUCGCGCCCUUCUUGCCGGGUCAUCCCGUUAUUCCCACUGGUGGUGAAAAUGCCAUUGCCCCGAUCUCCGGUGCUCCCUGGGGCAGCGCCAGCAUCCUCCCCAUUAGCUGGGCUUACGUUAAGAUGAUGGGCGGCAAGGGCCUGACGCAUGCGACCAAGAUUACUUUGCUCAACGCCAAUUACAUCCUCUCCCGUCUUCGACCCCAUUAUGAGAUUCUCUACACGAACGAGAAGGGCCGCUGCGCGCAUGAAUUCAUCCUUGAUGUGCGAAAGUUUAAGGACACUGCUGGCGUUGAAGCUAUUGACAUUGCCAAGAGAUUGCAAGACUUUGGUUUCCAUGCUCCCACCAUGUCCUGGCCUGUGGCUAACACGCUCAUGAUUGAGCCCACCGAGUCCGAGAACAAGGAGGAGCUCGACCGCUUCUGCGAUGCGCUCAUUGCUAUCCGCCAGGAAAUUGCGGCUGUUGAAAAGGGCGAGCAGCCUCGCGGCACCAACGUCCUCAACAUGUCGCCCCACACGCAAAAGGAUCUGAUUGAGGGCGAGUGGAAUCGGCCUUACACCCGUGAGCAGGCCGCGUAUCCUCUGCCUUGGCUCAAGGAGAAGAAGUUCUGGCCAUCGGUGACCCGCCUCGACGAUGCAUACGGAGACAUGAACCUGUUCUGCAGCUGCGCUCCCGUCGAGACCCUCGAAAAUUAA
This is a messenger RNA of Xylona heveae TC161, 3126 nucleotides long. RefSeq names its product glycine dehydrogenase-like protein. The transcript has 3 exons. The coding region runs from base 1 to 3126 and encodes 1041 amino acids. Gene Ontology annotation, cellular component: glycine cleavage complex; mitochondrion. Gene Ontology annotation, molecular function: pyridoxal phosphate binding; glycine dehydrogenase (decarboxylating) activity; glycine binding. NCBI's taxonomy places the organism in Eukaryota, Fungi, Ascomycota, Xylonomycetes, Xylonales, Xylonaceae. The record is from RefSeq and is a predicted model, not a curated record. Gene Ontology annotation, biological process: glycine decarboxylation via glycine cleavage system.